This is a messenger RNA of Lepidothrix coronata (blue-crowned manakin), 525 nucleotides long. Its product is annotated as poly [ADP-ribose] polymerase 14-like. The coding region runs from base 1 to 525 and encodes 174 amino acids. The record is from RefSeq and is a predicted model, not a curated record. NCBI's taxonomy places the organism in Eukaryota, Metazoa, Chordata, Aves, Passeriformes, Pipridae. The transcript has 5 exons.
AUGGCGGGGCAGCGCCCGGGCGCCUUCCCGCUGCUGGUGCGCGGGGACUGGGGCUCCGCCGAGCCGCCGCCCGCCCUGAAGAAGAAGCUGCUCUGCUACUUCCAAAGCCAGAAGCGCUCGGGAGGCGGCGAGUGCGAGCUGCGGACCGGGACCGACGCCGAGACCGGGACCGGGCACCUCCUCGUCUGCUUCGCCUGCCCCGAGGUGAGGCAGCGGGUGCUGGACCGGCGAGUCCACGAGCUCGAGUGGGGGCCCGGCGGGCGGCUGUCGCUGCAGGUCACCGCGCUGCCCGCAGGCGGCGGCUCCGCGCAGGAGGAGGGACGGGUCGGCGGGGCCGAGGCGCCAGUUAAUGAACCCCAGGUGUCUCUUCCCAUCUGCCAGAGUAAGGAGACUCCUGUGUGUACUCUGCAGGAGAAGGCAGACCUUCCCAGAUGCUCCCAGCCCUGCUGGGGCAACCUCUACCAGAACAUCAGUAGCUUUGUACCCCAGGUACACCUGAGCUGCUGUGGCAGCCAGCGCAUGUAG